AAGAUUGUAAAGAAAAAAAAUGGAGGACGAAGAGCACGAGGUUUACGGCGGAGAGAUCCCUGAUGUCGGCGAGAUGGAGGUUCCCGAUCCGGAUAUCGAUAUGUCCGCCGGCGAUGAUGACGCCGUUAAGGAGCUUGAUGAGAUGAAAAGGAGAUUGAAGGAGAUGGAGGAAGAGGCUGCUGCUCUGCGCGAGAUGCAAGCUAAGGUCGAAAAAGAUAUGGGAGCUGCUCAAGAUUCUGCUAGUACGGAAACAGAUCAAGCAGUGAAGGAGGAGGUGGAUGCUCGAUCAGUUUAUGUUGGCAAUGGUUGUUCUCAUUGCUGAAGUUCUUAUUAGUUCUGGCUUUUCAACUAGGUUUUGUGGCUGUCUAGAUAAUCUCCUUGUUGUAGUGUUGGAAAGCCUUGUUGUGGAAUUUGAUUAUAAAAGUUAAAAAAAAUUGUUGUGAAAAGAAAAGAAAAAUAAAAGAAAGAGAAAAAAAAGUGAGAAAAAAAAAGGAAGAUUGAAAAAAGAGUUAAAGCAGCAAAUGUAGAAAAAAAGAAGAUUGCAUGAGUUUGAGAAAUUACAAAAAAAAAGGGACUUAUUGAGUGGAAAAAAGGACUCUUGAGUGAGUUGGGUGGGAGUAGAAAUCAAGGUAUUUGAAAUCCUUGAGGAGAUGGCCUUUGAAAAGCUGAAUCAAGAUGCUGGAUGCUUUCAGUCUAGACCCAAAGCUGAUGUCUGCAGAGAGGCUACUUGGAGCUCAUACAGGUUUGGUUGUUUUGUGGAUUUGGUGAGAGGCUGCUGUUUGAUGCUCGCCUGUUAUCAUAUAUUUUGCCUCACGCUCUUAAAUCAAGAUUCUCAUAAACUUUAAUGUUCCUUGCACAUCUUAGGGUCUAAAGUUUGCACUAGUUCAUCACUCGGCUUCCCUUACUCCACUGGUUAACUUAUUUAUCUGUCAUGUGCUCAAUGACUUAAGAUUUUCUUCCUGCAAUCUAAAUGCUUCUGUGUUAUACUAAAACCACAUGUUUCACUCUCCAGGUCGAUUAUGCUUGUACGCCUGAGGAAGUGCAGCUUCAUUUCCAAACAUGCGGAACAGUCAACCGGGUUACCAUUCUGAUGGACAAGUUUGGACAACCAAAGGGAUUUGCUUAUGUGGAGUUUGUUGAAGUGGAAGCCAUGCAAGAAGCUCUACAACUGAAUGAAACAGAGUUACAUGGCCGUCAACUGAAGGUCUUGCCUAAGCGAACCAACGUUCCUGGAAUGAAACAGUAUCGUCCCGGGGGUUUCAACCCUUCAAUAGGUUACCGGUUUCGCAGACCAUUUGUGCCUCCGUAUUUUUAUUCUCCAUAUGGGUACGGGAAGGUUCCUAGGUUCAGAAGGCCUAUGCGAUACAUGCCUUACCAAUAGAAACUGUUACCAGAAUACGAGCCAGAGAUAUGGAGAACAAUGAGAGAAAGAGAGAGAUGAGUGAUGCCUAGAGAAUAGAGGUCUCUCCAUUUCGGGCUUUACUUUACGAGUUUUUUUUAACUUCGCUUUUCUUGCACCUAAACUUUGUUAUUUGAUUCUAUUAUGUACACGGAUGAGUUUAUAAGCUUUGGUAUCUUGAGAUAUCAUAACA
Eutrema salsugineum is the source of this 1592-nucleotide messenger RNA. RefSeq names its product polyadenylate-binding protein 3. The record is from RefSeq and is a predicted model, not a curated record. The coding region runs from base 971 to 1381 and encodes 136 amino acids. Gene Ontology annotation, molecular function: RNA binding. Lineage: Eukaryota; Viridiplantae; Streptophyta; Magnoliopsida; Brassicales; Brassicaceae. The transcript has 6 exons.